AAGUUUCAAGCCCCGAAGGCAUAUCCAUGUUUUCGAUCACUGUACAUGGGUACUAGUAAACAUUGUCACACCAUUAGAGUGCCCCCAAAGCGUGGCAUACAUAUUUAUCUCAACAUUUCUGACAUAAUGCAUGGAAAAGUACGACAUUUGCUUCUACCGAUAGGAAUCCUGGUUCUUCUUUGGGGCGUCCCAGUCAUGUCUACCGCAGAUUUUCUGCUUGUAGCAGACGACAAUCUCGGCAGCAUCACGCAGGUGAACAUGGCGGACGGUACGAAGCGCCCCCUGCCGCUGGGACCGGUAACGCACCCUCAGGCCGUCAGCUAUGACCCUCGGUCCGACCACGUGUACUGGACCGACUACUGGGAUGAAGUCAUCCUGCGGGCCCACAGGAACGGCUCCGGGAGGGAGACACUGGUGGACAGCGGUGUCAUCACCGCGGACGGCCUGACACUGGACCUGCCCGGGGGGAACAUGUUCUGGACGGACCGACACGCGGAGACCGUCUCUGUGGCCCGGCUGGACGGCCGGUAUGUCCGGACUCUGGUGUCACAGGACGUGGGGACACUGGGGGACAUCGUCGUGGAUCCUGCAAAUGGCUACAUGUUCUGGACGGACUGGGGAGUGAACUGUAGAAUAGAGAGAGCGGCGAUGGACGGAACCGGCAGGGUCGUCCUCAUCAGCUACAUCUUCGGUACACCCCGAGGACUCGCCAUAGACUACAUUGAGCAGAGAAUUUACUGGAGUGACGCGGCAUAUCGCACCAUACAAAGUGUGGAUCUUUCCGGUCAGAACCAGAUACAUCUGACCAUGUUUCGCCAGGCCGGCUUCUUUGGACUGGCUUUGGAUAACCUGAACAUGUACUGGACAUCCUGGAAUGUACCCUAUGUAGUAGUGACUCCAAAGUCAUCGCCAAACAGACACCAUGCCCUCGCUUCUGGGUUCCCCUCUCCAAACGGGAUCUAUGUUAACCGGACGGACGCCGGCGCUAUCCCGUCGUCAGCCUGCUCUCUGUCAAACGGAGGAUGCCGGGAGUUGUGCCUGGCUCGGCCCGGAGGGAGGACGUGUGCCUGUCGGAACAGUUGGGCACUACAGAACGACAGCGCUUCCUGCAGCCCGAUAGUGCCCGUGUCUCCCAGCUUUUUGUGGAUAGACCGUGAGCGUACAUUUGACACCAGUUCAGUCGUCAUGUUAGCCGGAGAUAGCAGCACGGUCCGCGGGUCACCUGGCAGUUUCCCCAUAACCACACUACUCACCGUUAAACCGCCCUCAUAUAUCGACGCCAUAGACUACGACUUCCGACAGAACCUUCUGUUCUGGGUCAAUCCUGGACAGAAGAAAAUAUACAUGAACCUGUAUUACACGGACGGUGUGUACAACUGGAUCGGGAUGGUGAACUACAACACGUCACACCAUCACGUCAUCAUCCAGGCACAGUUAGACCGACCCCGUGGUACAGUGGUCCACCCCAUUAGAGGCUUCUUGUUCUGGAACGACUGGGGAGAGGAACCUAAGAUUGAGAGGGCUACUUUAUCCGGACAGAACCGAACAGUCGUGGUCAAGGAAAACCUCCAACGACCCAGCGGUAUGGUCAUCGACUAUGCUAAUGACAGACUAUUUUGGGCUGACACUGGUCUUGACGUCAUCGAGUCAUGUGACCUGGACGGAAGCAACAGAAGACUUUUCUACGCGCUGCCGGGAACACUCUUCUAUGACAUUACCUUUGAUGGAAGGGAGAUUGUCAUAGCGGAUUGGUACCAUGAUAGGCUGAUCUUUGCGAACGGCACGGACGAGGUGACAGUCGGAGACAGCCAGGCUGCCUACAUAUUUGGCGUUGAGUUCUAUGAUGAGAGUCGACAACCUUGGAUACAAAGUGAGUGUCAGAGAAAUAACGGCGACUGUCAGCACACAUGUGUAGGUGGUCCGGAUCAGCACACCUGUCUUUGUCUACCUGGAUAUGAUCUGGAUAAAGAUAAACACACCUGCAUAGAGAGUGGUCAUAGUUUUUCGUCUGCUCUAUUGGUUGCAACGGAUGAAGGUAUAAUGAAGUUUCCUCACAACAUCGCAGACCUCCAUAUGAUGGCUGAUCUUAACUUCACCUACGCAGUACAGGGAGACAAGGUCAUUGCCAUCGACUACGACCAUGCAGGGAAGAUGCUGUUCUACGUUCAGGAAGGAGACAGCGGGAUGCGGAGCAUACGGCGUCUGGAGCUUCUUGGCCAAAAUGAUUUGUUCAACAUACACACCAGUGGUGGCGGGAUUAACAGUAUUGCCGUGGACUGGGUGUCGUCAAACCUGUACUGGACAGAGACGCUAUCAGGUCGGAUCUACGUGUCCCGCCUGGACGGCAGUUUCAGACAUGUCCUUAUAGACAACCUGAACCAGCCGCGCGGACUCGCUGUACAUCCGCCGGAGAGACUGCUCUUCUGGACGGAAGUCGGUAGGAUUUCACGAGCGUCUCUUGCAGGCACCAACAGAAGAACUGUGGUUCCAUACAACAUGAACAGCGAGCCAAUAGGAAUCGCAAUCGAUCUGGAAAAUGAUAGACUGUAUUGGGUGGAUAGUCUACAAGGAACCAUGCAAUCCUGUAAUCUGACCGGAGGGGACGUCCUGGUUCACUGGCAGGCUGACCAUGUCGGGCUGUACGGAGUUACUACAUUUAAGGACUACGUUCUUUGGACGGAUAACACUAACCACGUCAUCAGGAUGGGAGUAAACAACGCCGUGGGUCAAUUCGUCACGACAAGACUCACAGAACUGUCUACAAAACCGUACGGAAUCCGCAUGUAUCAGAAAUUCCAGCAAAUGCUAUAUACAGUCAUCACCAACACCAACAACAGCAACUGCUAUUUUACCUUCUACAACCGCCAAAACAACGCGAGAGCCUGUUGCUUUAUCAACCAAAACCUCAACACCAACGCCAGCACCUGCAAUUUCAUCUACAGUUACUACACUAACGUCAGCAUCUGCCAUUUCGUCUACAACCACCACGACAACGCCAGCACCUGCCAUUUCAUCUUCAACGACUACACCAACGUCAUCACCUGA
This is a messenger RNA of Branchiostoma belcheri (Belcher's lancelet), 3045 nucleotides long. Its product is annotated as low-density lipoprotein receptor-related protein 4-like. The coding region runs from base 46 to 3045 and encodes 999 amino acids. Lineage: Eukaryota; Metazoa; Chordata; Leptocardii; Amphioxiformes; Branchiostomatidae. The record is from RefSeq and is a predicted model, not a curated record. The transcript is spliced from 20 exons.